Messenger RNA from Coprinopsis cinerea okayama7#130, 915 nucleotides. RefSeq lists its product as hypothetical. The transcript has 6 exons. The coding region runs from base 1 to 915 and encodes 304 amino acids. Lineage: Eukaryota; Fungi; Basidiomycota; Agaricomycetes; Agaricales; Psathyrellaceae. The record is from RefSeq and is a predicted model, not a curated record.
AUGCCCGGGGCCGCUGGAUUCAUGUUCGUCUUCGCAACGAUGGAAGUGGUGUUAACAGUUCGGUUUGGCCUCCAGACGGUUGAAUCAACAGCAGGAGACUUGGCGCCAGAGCAGCUGGCUAAGAUCAAAGCUACUCAAGAGAUAACGAAUGUAUUGAGGCCGUCGUGUUAUUUGGGACAGACUAUCGUUGGAGACGCCAUUCUGCUCUACAGACUAUGGGUUGUAUACAACAGCAAUUGGAGAAUAGCAAUCUUCCCGACAACUAUGUGGCUAGCAUUUAUAGUCUGUGGUAUCAUGACCAUAUGCGGCCAAGCAAUCGCUCGAAACUGCCCAACCGCGUGGAUCGUCGGACAACUCUUUAAUAUUGGCGUGACACUACUGAGCUUGACAUUGAUCAUGAACGUCCUCACCACCGGCCUUAUUGCCUACAGGAUAUGGACAGUCUAUCAGAAAACAUCGAGAAACGCAUCCCUCAGUCUAUUCAAAGUCGAUCAUCCGACGCCCUUGGGCAGGAUACUGAUAGUUUUCAUCCAAUCCGGUCUCUUGUACACCACAUCAGUCGUCGUGUUCUUCGUCCUGUUCGUGGCAAAUCAUCCGGCUCAGGUCGUCAUGCUAAACGCAAUCGUCCAAAUAAUUGGUAUCACCUUCAACAUUCUCAUCAUGAACACCGACUCGUCAGUUUCAGACGGAUGUUCGUCAACCACUGGAACUCGUUGGUCCAGACACCAAAUCCAAUUCCGUCAUCCAACCACCGAGGCAAGCAUUAUCAGUCUGAGUCUACGGGAGGACGCCUAUCGAAAUUCAGACUUGAUGGAACGAGGAGAGAAGGGUUCUGUUACGACAAUGCACAUGGACUCGUCUAUGUCUUUUAACAACGAAAAUCUGGCAAUCCGAUGGGAUUCGCCGACCCUGUGA